AUGGGCAUCCGAACAACAAACUUUCAUAUUCCCACCAUCAACAUUGCCUCUUACCUCCGAGAUCCAACGUCUGAUGCUGCUGCGCGGGUUGUCCGCGAUGUGCGGAACGCCUGCGUGAAUGUGGGGUUCUUCUCGCUGAUAGGUCACGGCAUACCAAGAGAGACACGAAGGGGUGUGCUGGAGGGUGCGAAGAGGCUGUUUGGCCUGCCGCUGGAGGAGAAGCUGGCCCUCAAGCACCCGCGGCUCAAAAAUAGAGGGUACGAGCUCAUUGGGUCCCAGUCGCUGCAGGAAGGUACCCUCCCAGACCUGAAAGAGGGUUUCUACAUUGGCAAGCACAUGCCAGCAGACUCGGAGAAAGCCAAAGCACACCCGCACCUUUUGGGAGAGAAUAUCUACCCACCCAGUCUCUCCGUGUCCGAGUUUCAGCGUCCCAGUGAGAUCUACUAUUCCGCCGUGUUGGAUCUGUCGCUCAAGGUGUUGGACAUCCUUGCCAAGGGCCUGCCCUAUGGCGACGGCAUCUUCCGCGACUUUGUCUCUAAUGACCCGGUCUGCACUAUGAGACUGCUUCACUACCCUCCACAGCAAUCACGAGAUCAGAGGCAACUCGGCGCAGGUGCUCAUACGGAUUUUGGCGCCAUCACCCUCCUCCUCCAGGACUCGUCCGGCGGUCUUGAAGUCUUGGAUGACUCCACAGGUACCUGGCAUGCUGUGGAUCCCAAUCCUGACGCCUACGUUGUCAAUAUAGGCGAUAUGCUUUCGCUGUGGACCAAGGGCAUCUAUAAGAGCGCCACGCACCGCGUCAUCAACAGGAGCGGCGGGGAUCGGUACUCGGUGCCGUUCUUCUUCGAUGGCAACGCCGAGGUCAAGCUGCGUCCAUUCGAUGGGAGCGAGCCUGUUGGAGGGCGUGUCGUCACUGUCGAAGAGCACAUGCUGGAACGUUUGGGAACAUCUUAUGCACGGGUUGAACAGGGUGGGCAGGUCGUUUCUGCUUCUGCUUGAGAACGUGAUUAUCAUUAUUCAGCCUCGACUUCCUCUCUCUCUCUCUCUCUCUCCCUCUCUCUCUCAAUGAGAUCAUCAUGCA
Messenger RNA from Cryphonectria parasitica EP155, 1081 nucleotides. RefSeq names its product putative 2OG-Fe(II) oxygenase family oxidoreductase. Gene Ontology annotation, molecular function: dioxygenase activity. NCBI's taxonomy places the organism in Eukaryota, Fungi, Ascomycota, Sordariomycetes, Diaporthales, Cryphonectriaceae. The record is from RefSeq and is a predicted model, not a curated record. The transcript has 3 exons. Bases 1 to 999 code for a protein of 332 amino acids.